Molecule: messenger RNA, 2007 nt
Organism: Endocarpon pusillum Z07020
Lineage: Eukaryota; Fungi; Ascomycota; Eurotiomycetes; Verrucariales; Verrucariaceae
Exons: 1
Coding region: 1-2007 (668 amino acids)
Source: RefSeq, a predicted model, not a curated record
AUGGCCCACUCUGUAUCUGAUAAUGUCUCCUUGCAGCCCUUGACGAGCAGGACAUCGUUUUCCGCCACAUGCGAAGGAAACAAGAGAACCUAUUCCAGUUCCAGUCCCGAUGUAGUCAGCAGCCAGCCUGUUGGACAACCGUGUCGUCUAGCUCAUUCCAAAUUUUGGCGCAAUCCGUUGAGUUUCGGCACAAUUGUGUUCAUUGGCGACGUCCUCCUCACUCUCUGCCCAUGCCUGUUCUUGGUUCUUGCCUUCAGAGCGCUGGCAGUCGAUAACCAGCCUUUAACCUCGCCGCAGGGUCAAUUAGUUGAGCGAGCGGCCGAGUUUGGACCGACACUUUACCCGAUUAUAUUCGCAGCGGUCUGCGGUCGCUUGAUGAGGACAUACGCCCUAUGGCGUGCUGAAAAGGGAGAAGAACUGGGUAUACUAGAACAAUUGAAUGGCUCGCAAAACCUGUUAGCUGCUUUCGAACGGGCGAUAUUGAUUCCAGGUCUUGGACUACUAAGCACGGGAAUCGUGCUUCUUUGGCUGCUCUCCCCAAUAGGAGGGCAGUCUAGUCUACGUGUGCUGAGCAAAGGCACAUCAACGACUACUGGUGAGGCGACAUUAUACUACUUCAAUAAUACCAGUGAAGAAGGCAGCGUCGCAUUUCAAGGUGCGAGCGCCUAUGAGGAUUACAAAGGCGGUGUCAGCGCUGUUUUUCAGGCGGCGUUAACCUCCCUUGAAAGAGUCAAAGGCAGCGAUAUUUGGGGAAAUGUCAAAAUACCUGUGUUACAGUAUAUGGCCCAUCAUCAACACGCAGAUGACGGUUGGCUUGAAUUCGACGAAGAUAACUACAAAGAACCGUAUUCCGCACUGACUGGUCUGGUGAUCAGUGGCUUGAAGGAUGAUACGGAUUCGAGGUUUACAAUCGAGUCAUCCUAUUUCAAUCUCACCUGCACUGGUCCAAUACUGUUUAACAAUAGUAUCUCCAUGGAAUUCUCAGGCUUCACCGAAUAUGGUGCUCCAUUCAUAUAUCGCGAGAACAAUGCUUCGCUUCUCUUUCAACCUAUACCCGGCUACGCCAAUCAUGAUAUCGCGAACACCUAUAUGAUAGACACAAAUUACAACCAUUCCCAAAGAACGGAUUCUGAAACCCGGUACAACUACAUUUAUGCUUCAACCAAUGCAAUAAUCGGCGAAUACACUCGGGCCAUUGCUGCCUACAAUUGUACUGUCGGGGUCACCUAUGUUGAGAACGACCUCCAGUGCGUCGGUAGAAGCUGUCGAGUCCAGCGACUUCGCCCAUCACGCCGAGCUGUUCCAAAUUAUAGUGGCUGGCCGUGGCCAGUACAAUCGGUUGCUGAGGACCAAUUGUUGCUGGAUUGGAUGAAUACCGCUACUUCAAUACACGGAGGGAGUGCCCGGACUUCUGCAAUCGACUUUUAUAUAUCUGGUUCAAAAAAUCCUUUCGACAAUAUGCAGCCCAUUAGCUAUCACAAUAUUACAGGAGAACAAAUGGGUAGACGGCUUCAGAGCUUAGUGAACACCGGCUGGCAGCUUUCCUAUCAAGGAUCAGCAACUGUUAGGGCACCAUCCGAGAACUUGACAGCCCUUGAUGUGAGUAUUCCUCCCUUCGGUAUCAACUCUACCUAUUAUCGAGAUGGUGUGGGCUACCCUGUCGCUACUACCACCGCUAUAACAACAUCAACAACUGGGAUUUAUGUUGCUGGUAGGGCUUGGGUGUCCGUUACUAUCAUUGUGAGCUUCGUUUUACUCUUCUGCAGUAUAGCUGGCAUGGUCUUCAAGUACGUGUAUCAUAGCCCGGAUAUCCUAGGAUUCGUCAGCAGCAUGACUCGGGACAACCCAAACUUUGAGCAGAUACCAGGAAGUGAUAAAAUGGAUGGCUUGCAAAGAGCACGUGCUAUGAAGCAUGUUCGAGUCCAGAUCGUUGACGUCGCACCUUGGGACGGGGGCUAUAUCGUAUUGAGAAGUGUAGGGCGUCGGACGGCUACCAAAACUCCAUGA